AUGGCCAGCACAGUAAGAUGCCUCAAGGGACUCGUCGCGAAAAGAAAUGAUGCAGCGAUGAAUUGGCUGCAGGACUCCAUGCAAGCGCUCACGGAUAUACAAGCCAAGGAAAGCGCAAGGAGGAUAAAAACCUGUGAGAGGUACAUCGAGCUUCUCGAAACAUCACUGACAAAGCUAACGAAGGCCUUUGAUGAAGCUCCAGAGACCACAGAAGAGGAGGAAGAUCACUUGGACAAGUAUAUAGAAAAAACCCAGGCAACGAUAAUGAAGCUGCACGAUCAUAGGACACAGCUAGAAGAGACCCUAGAAGACAUCGGGAUAGAGGCAGAUGACCGGUCAAGCCCAUAUGCAGACACUUCUCCCAUUGAUGAAGGAGCUUCGAGAACCUUUGAACCAGAAACUGCUACAACUCUACUGUUAAGGCAAAGACAUACUGCUGCCCCUUUGCAUCCUGAAGGAACAACGAUGCACGAAUUGCGGAACUAUGACUCUAGGGAAGCUCGAGACUUGAUGCAAAUGAUGAAUCAGCAUUUCGAGACCCUUGUGCGGGAAAUGGAGAACGGAUUCAAAGCCAUCCGAGAAGAAAUCAACAGGCACCAUGAUAAGACACAAGGUGUAAACGCUCACAGGGAGCAUCCAACCUUAGCAAGGACUAUGCAGCCAAGGGACAAAGUGAAGAGAGGACAUGUCAAGAAUCGCAGACUUCGGGGAAUAUCCCUUACGACUUCGCAAAGAAGGUCAAACACAGUAACCAGCCUGCAAAAGGAAAGGAGCAGUAAAGAACUACGAAGAAACAUCGCACUGGCAUCCGAGGAAACACAGAAACAGCUCAAACCGAGUUCUUUGCAUGGUCAGAGAAUACAAACAUUGGCGCGAAGCAAGGAGAAGGAGACUCAGAAGUGGGUCAAAAGGAAAAAACCGAAACCAGCUUUACGCGUUUUCGCUGGACACGCCGGAGCAUACGAACUCCAUUCGUAUCAAUUUACGCGCCCUUCGAGACACGGAGCAAAGCACAGCAACGCGAGAGAGAGCACUUCCGACGAGAAAUACGGACAGGGUCAGAGGCAAGCCCAUACACGUCCCAAAAAUAGGACAGUGGAUACAAUUCGGAAACUUGCACGACGAGAAGAGUCACAGAGUGCUGGUGAAAAAGCAAUAACAGUUUUGGAGCGCGAGUCCGAUGAUGUACAGCUUUCUUUUAAUGGCUGGACGAUCAAAAGAAAGAAAUAUCAUGGGAAAACUAAACUAACAAAAGAAAGAGAAGCCAAAUAA
Cylicocyclus nassatus is the source of this 1272-nucleotide messenger RNA. The record is from the annotation of a GenBank genome assembly. Lineage: Eukaryota; Metazoa; Nematoda; Chromadorea; Rhabditida; Strongylidae.